GACAGGGACACCGCAGGCAAGCUCCCCCUCCCCCGCAACGCGUGUACAAAGUCCCUCUCCUCUUCGAGCACCUCCGCAGUCGCCAGCACCGCGACUGCCCUCCCUCCAGCCACA
Nannochloropsis gaditana CCMP526 is the source of this 114-nucleotide messenger RNA. RefSeq lists its product as uncharacterized. The annotation marks the transcript as partial. The record is from RefSeq and is a predicted model, not a curated record. The transcript is spliced from 2 exons.